AUGGACACUGUGGGCCGCUCAACGCUCCAGCUCACUGCAUUGAACGUUGUCGAUGACUUCCGCGGCAAGGAGCUCGUCGUGACUUAUGAUUACCCCUUCCUCGCAGGCUUCAGGAAGCCUAUUGUCAUCUUCAGCUCCCUAAUGGCAACCUUCGGCGUCGCAUACCUCAUUAGCAGACUCGAUGUCAGCAUCGGCAGAAAAGCGUAG
Aureobasidium vineae is the source of this 207-nucleotide messenger RNA. The record is from the annotation of a GenBank genome assembly. Lineage: Eukaryota; Fungi; Ascomycota; Dothideomycetes; Dothideales; Saccotheciaceae.